AUUAUUUCUUUUUUUAUAUAAAAAAAUAGGGAAAUAAAACUCCCAAAUUGGCAACUCUUUUCGUUUACGUUUUACGGGGAAUCUCUCGAUUGUAUUAGUCUGGUCGCUAUUUUUAAUUUGUUCUCGCAUGUUGGUAAACCUUUUCGUUUAUAUUUCACGGGGAAUCCCUAGAUUGUGUUGUACGUCAUUUAAUGUUGUUUUUGUUGUCAGUAUUCGUUAGUGUUUAUGCAGAAGCAUAUUGCUGUAGUCGCUGUUAUUAAAGUGAGUUCAUAGUGUUCAUACUGUAAUGUCCUCAAAAGAAGGAGAUUUGUAUCAUCAGCUGUUCUUGGCCUAUAAAGGCUCUCAUGCUGACUUGCCAGCGCAAGUAUGUCAAAAAAAUGCCAAUGAAAUUUGGAAAACGGCUAAAGAAAAACUAAAAAACAAAGAAAAGUUUAUAGGACAUAUAAAUGAUGUUAUACGAGAGUUGAAGGUGAAGGCCACGAAGAAUAAAGCAACAAUGCUUAGUUAUUUUACACAAGUUAUAAAAUGCGCAGAUGAAUCCUGCUGUUCACCACCGAGAAGUGCAUUGAAAUAUGUGUUUACGGAUACUUUCAUGCCGCCACCUUGCCCAAUACUUCAAACCCCAAGCAAGCUCGUAGUACCCAGUUUGUUAGACAAAGGAAAAUCCAAGUUUUCGCCACUUCUUGUAAGGUUGUCCGUUAAUCUGUCACCUUCUCUAGAAGGGUUUAAGCAGAUGCCUUACGAUUUCUUUUGUCCAUCUGUACAAUCCGACCUAAAGAAAAAAGUAUGUCCAACCUGUGGGAUCUAUUUCACAUCUCACAGGAGUGUUCAAAUGCACUGUCGUUACGUGCAUGGCAAGACUGUCCAAGACCAUUGUGAAACUAGAGUACGGCCACAGCGCCUUGCUGCCAGAAGGGCAAAUGAGCUUCUCUGCAUUGUGCGUCGUUAUGAAACAUCGUCUGAGGAUGCUGACUGGCUCGACGAAGACGAAGUUGAUGCAAGUGGCUUAACAAUUCCAGAACCGUCUUCGUCUGCACUCCAGGUGCCAGUGAUGAAAGAAUCUGAGUGGCUAGCAAACCCGUGGACAGAGGAGCAGUAAUUUCAAUCGAAUUGUUUUUAUAGACCUACUUAGAUACUUGGUUAAUAGUUGAUUAUUUUUUAUUUUGUUAAGAAUACGAUUUUAUUUCGAGUAAAAUGUUUAAUUUCAGUUGGGUUUCUGUUUAUAAUUGCAUUGCCAAAGGUUAAAGUAAUUAUUUGAAGAAUUUAUUAGUAAAAAAGCUAAAAUACUUAGGAGAAUGAAGGAGAAAAACAAUUGUGUUUUGUAAAGCCAAAAAUUUAUAAAAAAAUAAACAAAAUACGCAGGUGUUGCGAAUUAAAAA
Spodoptera litura is the source of this 1379-nucleotide messenger RNA. NCBI's taxonomy places the organism in Eukaryota, Metazoa, Arthropoda, Insecta, Lepidoptera, Noctuidae. The record is from RefSeq and is a predicted model, not a curated record.